Molecule: messenger RNA, 1527 nt
Organism: Besnoitia besnoiti
Lineage: Eukaryota; Apicomplexa; Conoidasida; Eucoccidiorida; Sarcocystidae
Exons: 1
Coding region: 1-1527 (508 amino acids)
Source: RefSeq, a predicted model, not a curated record
AUGUUGGUUUCCUUCGCCGCAUACUCGGAGCUUCGGGCGGCGACCGCGGCGCGGCUCCAGAACGAGGCGCGGCCUCCCGAGGCGCCCGCGUGGGGCAACAGCUGGAGCCCUGCGAAGGCGGAAGGCGAUGGAGAGAGACGCCCGCGGCUAGAGGGCCCCGGCCGCGAGGGCCUGCCGGCCGCGGCGUGCGGAUCUUUCGGGGUUUCUAGCAGCGAACUGGAAAGGUUCGGCGGGCGCAGGGGUCUGUCUCAACUGUUCGUGGAGCACCUGUCGCCGCCGAUGCUUCACGAAGAUUCCGCCCGUUAUGGUUCGCAGGGGCCCCUGUGGGGGACUGCGAGAGACGCGAUGCCGCGUUCGCCCGCAGAGGGGGAAAAAGAUCCGCUUUUGGGGUGGAGCGGCGCAGGGGGAGGAACGCAGAAUGGAGAUAGCGAGGGCGUGCGGCGAUGGAGCCCAAAGCGAAGGCCCUCCGGCCUCGCGUGCGUUCCGGGGGACGCGAGGCAGCUCAUGAGUCUAGCAGCCAGGCUGUAUGAAGAAGACGUCGCCGCCGUCGUCGGCGCCGGCGGUAUGGCGGCCGCGGAGGCUCCUGGGUCGCCCGAGGGGCUCUCCAGCCCUGCCGGGGAUACGCACCGUGAAGCGGCUGUGGGACUGGAUCUGCGAGGAGACGCACAGGUCCCAGGGGGCCGCUCGACGCUGGCGAAUUCCACUGAGUCGACGUCCGCAGGGCGGCAACCCUCGAAGUGUGAACUUGUGGCAAGCGAGUUAAGUUCCCUCCGAGGCGAGGCCAGCGGAGGGCACCUUGCGCCGGGCAGCCGACGAGAAGGGCAGACGCGCGGCGUGGGCUCGGCAGACGACCAGGGAGCGGAUUCGCGCGCCACGAGCAGCUUGUCUCCGACCUCUCCUGCCGACUGCGGCGACAGCGCGGCAGCGCUGUCUUUCCCCCGAGGCUACGGAGAGGGCGGGCCUUCCUCAAGCGUCGCAGAUGCGACUAUCUCGCCGGCGUUUUUGCGGACUUCAUGCGAAACGCUUCGCACGGGUAGCGAGGGGCUCUGCGAACGGGGGGAGCGCGCCGAUUGCCCGCGCAGCGGGGAGUCUCCAGAUAGCGCUAAAGGGCCGCAGAAGUCAGACAACGGGGCCGCCGAGAGUCAGCGCGCGGCGUCCGGAGAUGCCUCUCCCCUCCGGACACUCCAAACGAACGCUGCGGAGCGCGGCGGAAGCGAGGAAGAAGACGAGUGUCCCUUCUGGUGUGUGCGGACCCGAGGGUGCUGCACGACACGGCCGGCGUUUCAUCAGAGGGCAGCGGAGCCGCCACACGUCUCGAAGUGCCCGCCCACGUCUUUGUUUGAAGAGGCAGAGGCGUUUGUGGCGAAGACGGCAAACGAAGCGCUCCCAGAGGGCAAGGGGGCAGGCGGACUUCGCCUUCAUCAGGCUCCGCGCCACCUGGCGCUGUAUGUCGCUCAGAUCAGUUCGCGCAUGUUUUUUGAUCCCCAGUACAGGUCCACGCUGCUCACCAGAUACACACCGUGCUGA